Molecule: messenger RNA, 1854 nt
Organism: Stylonychia lemnae
Lineage: Eukaryota; Ciliophora; Spirotrichea; Sporadotrichida; Oxytrichidae
Source: the annotation of a GenBank genome assembly
AUGAGCAAAUCAACAAUUACACCACAAGAAGAUCUAUUCAAAGCAGUGUAGAAUGCUAUUGAGAGAAGAAAGAAUCCAGUUAAACUAACUUUUGAAAACCUUGAGUAUGAAGUAGAAGUAAAGUUGAAUGCUCAGGAUGCUAAAGCAAAAGGAUAGAAAACUAUGAGACAAAGAAUUGUAAAAGGUGCCUCUGGGUAUGCUCUUCCUGGUCAAGCAUUAUACAUUAUGGGAUCAUCAGGCGCAGGAAAAACAUCUCUUUUAAAUUUGAUUAGUGAUAGAAUAGCUAGCACUAGAGCAAACAAAAUGUCUGGAAAAGUUCUAAUAAAUGAUACAGUACCCCUUACUCAAUCGACUUUUGGUUAAGUUGCAAGUUAUGUGAUGUAGGACGAUGUAUUGUUCCAUAACUUUACUCCAAGAGAGGCUUUGAGAUUUGCUGCAAGACUUAAACUACCGAUUUCGAUUCAAGAGCAAGAUAAGAGGGUAGAAGAUCUCCUUCAUGAACUCGGACUCUUAGGAGCUGCAGAUACUUUGAUUGGUAAUGCUCGAUUUAAGUCAUUAUCAGGUGGAGAACGGAAAAGAACAGCAAUAGGUGUAGAACUCAUUUCUGAUCCAUCCAUGAUUUUACUAGAUGAACCUACAUCAGGAUUAGAUAGUUUUAAAGCUCUAUCUAUAGUCAAACUACUUCAAAAAUUAGCAAGAAAUGGAAUGACUGUAAUAGCUACCCUGCAUCAACCAUCAUCAGAAGCAUUUACAAUAUUCGACAGGCUAAUCUUAAUGGCUGACGGUCAUAUAAUGUACUAGGGACUAGCUAGAGAUAGUACUAAAUAUUUCAGUUCGAUUGGACUCAAUUGCCCUCUCUUCUCAAAUCCAGCUGAUUACUAUAUGAAAGUACUAACUAUCAACUAUCCAAAAUAAGAAUCAGAUGAGAAGAAAUUAACCUUCAUGAUGAAUUCAUAUGAUCAGAGAUAAAAAUCAAUUGUCCAGAAAGAAUAAAGCUAGAUAAAAAUUUAGGAAUUUGAUUUUAAUGAAAGCAGAAUAUAAUAGACUGGUUUUUGCUUUUAAAUGAAACAAUUAAUAGGAAGAAAUUCAUUAAACUAAAGAAGAGACCCUAGACAAACAUUUGUAAAAAUAUUCCAAACUAUCUUUAUGGCUUUGGUAAUCCUACCCAUAUUUUGGGAUCUCUCUGGAAAUGGAUUCGUCGUCCAAAUGGGUCUAGCUGGAGCAAUAUUUUUUAUGUUGGUAAAUAUGACUUUCGGUGGUGUUUUGGGAACAAUCCUAGUUUUCCAAGACGAGAGACCUGUCUUUCUUAGAGAGUUCUCAAAUCGCAUGUAUCAAGUGCCUGCUUAUUAUCUAGCUAAGGUAUUGGUUGAAACACCUGUCAUGGCAUUAAAUCCUCUUUUGAAUGCUAUAAUAGUUUACUUUGGAAUUGGUUUGACUGCAACAGCAUCACAAUUCUUCUACUUUUAUCUAAUUACUUUGAUGGUAUCAUUCUGUGCCGCCUCUAUUGGUUACUUUGUGUCAAGUCUCUUUGAAAAAGAAGAAGAUGCAGUGGGAAUGGCACCGUUGUUUGUCUUACCUCAGGUUAUUUUUGGAGGAUUUUUCGCCAACUCGGGCAACUAUCCAGUCUGGAUAGGCUGGCUUCAGUAUUUGUCACCUCUCAGAUAUGGAUAGGAAGCCUUAAUUAUAAAUGAAUUCUUGCCAAGAACCUACAAAAGCAAUGAGAUAAAUUUGGUGGACUAUCUAAAGUACGACUUAGGAAUGACGAAAUGCUUAGUUAUCAUGCUUGCAUUAAUCAUCGGGUUCAGAAUUAUAUCUAUGAUUUUCUUAAGGCUACUGGUUUCCAAGUUCCAAUGA